Messenger RNA from Rhipicephalus sanguineus (brown dog tick), 581 nucleotides. RefSeq lists its product as uncharacterized. Bases 4 to 546 code for a protein of 180 amino acids. The transcript is spliced from 6 exons. NCBI's taxonomy places the organism in Eukaryota, Metazoa, Arthropoda, Arachnida, Ixodida, Ixodidae. The record is from RefSeq and is a predicted model, not a curated record.
ACCAUGAUCUUCCCCAUUCUGCCGUUUCUAAUAGACUGCGCUGCUGCCGGUGCUGCUGGAGUCAUUGAUGUUCCACGGGAAUAUUAUGAGAUUACUUGGCAAGAUCUGUUGGAUUUUCUGGGAACUAGCCAAGCAAUUUGGCAGAAGCAGAUAAGUGUGUCUCUGAAGAGUAAGUCUGACUGUGUUCGGUGGGUGAAAGAAAGACUUACAGAAGAUGAUUACUAUUUCACCAAAUGGGACCGUGUAGGAUUGCAAACGAGGAAAACUUGGCAUCAGCAUGCGACGCUGUUCAACAAAAGCGGAAUACCUGCGAUGAAAAUCUUGAGCGAUCCAAAGAAAAGUGACGGUGAAGGCCAAGUGUACAUUCUCUACUACUGGGAUCGCAAUGAACACUGCGCCUUGUUUAGGAAGCCAGUCCCCGGGACCGACGAUCAACAGUGGACACAGCAUGUAUGGAAUGAAAACGUUAAAAGUACGCCUGUAUGUGACAAUGCCUUCGAAAAAGUUGAAUUUGGACGUUACUCUGUUUACAAAAGUAACUGCUGAUCAAAGCGGUAGGUGUUUGUGUCAGUCCAUGCGUG